AUGAAAAAGAUAGCACCAAGUUUGUUGGAUUAUCAAUCUGCAGGCUAGGGAUAAUUGUUGAAAUAUAUUCAGACAUUGAGGGAAGCAGAGUAGAACAGCAUUAUUCAUAAAUUACAAAAAUACGACAUUAAAUAAUUGUAUCAUGUUUAUCAAUAAUUCAAAGCAAAGAUAGUUUAGAUGACACCUUAAGAGACAAUCAGAUGUUUGGAGUUUGAUUAGAAGGACGAAGAGAUUGGAUAUACAACAAUAGCAGAGGGCAAACUGGCAAUCGUUAUGAGUGCUCAGCAAAACAUUAGUUUGUUAGACAUCCAGUUGCCUUCACAUAAGUGUUUGUUUCAAUUGUAUUGCGAACGAAUUUGGAGUCUUUAGAAUGUAAUCAAACAGCGUUGUGGAAUGUGUUUACCAAUUUUGAUAUUCAUUAUGACCACCAAUAUUAAUCAUGAUAUGAUUACUUGCUUUUUUUAAGAAAAGAAUCAUUUUGGCUUGUAAGAUGAUCAGAUCUUUUUUAUUUAAUAAGAUAAUUUACCCUUAUUUAGCAUGGAAGGACAAAUUCUAUUUAGUAAUGAAUCUUAGAUUUUUGAUGAUUGCAUUGGUGAUGGAUAUAUAUAUUUAAAUCAAUCGGUUUUAGAUACUAUGAAAUUUUUGGGAAUCACCAUCCUUCACCUUUGUUCAAUAGAAAAUGUACUUUGCAAAUUUGGAGAUCCCCUAUGGAUUGGUGCUUUCAUUAGAAAUCAAUUAUAUUUGAGUGCAAAAUGUGUACAAAAACGUAGUGUUGAUGAAAACCUAGGAAUCAUUGUAUUUAGAAUUGUAAUUUCAUUUCUAGAGUAUGAUGAAAUCUCUUAUUCUGAUUUGGUCAAAAGAGACAAAAACGGAGGUUUGGCUAAUCCUGAUGGAGUCAUUGGUUAGAUCUUAUGUUCUCUCGAUUAUGCCCUUGAACUUUUAGAGAUUUACAAUCAAACUAGUUUCCAUAUUCGAUAAAAGAAAUGUACAUAUUUUGAUUACAUAACUUCCAGUUUAAUCAAACCCAUGUCACAAUCUAAUGCUCUUAAAUUUGAAUUGACAUUUUACUAAGCUAUUCCUUAUUGUCCUAUUCAAUCCUUUGGAUUAUUCAGAGUCAAAAGGGAAUAUGAAUAUGCUCCCAUCCUCAAUCCACCAAAUGAAAACAAAGAUACUAUUCAUACUGCACGCCAGGCCUAUAUGCGUAGAGACCAAAAAUGGAUGUCUCAAAUAGGUUUUGAUGUCAAUUCAGAAUUUGAAAUCUCGCCCAAAUUAACUUAUUUUGGAGAGGGUUUGGAAGAGGCUACAAAAAAGUAGAUCAAAAAUAAAUUAUAAAUGCCACUUAUUCUGCAUAGUGAAAAAUAAAUUAGAACUGUUAGAGUUAAUAGUGUUCAUAAUUAAUAACCUUAAAGUUCACCUAACAAGUAUUCUUCAUAAACUGUUAACAAUUAAAGUUUCGUGUAAUAAAAAAUGAGCAUUCAUCAAAGCUUGAAUCAUCUGAAAUAACCUAUCACAAACUCAUUAGUUACUCCAACUAAUAAUUAAAAUUUCCAAAUGACAGGCAGAAGAAGUAUCGAUUAGAAACCUAAUAGAUAGACUGAUUAUUAUCAUAGACCUAAUCUAAAUUAAUUAAACAAACCUCUAUUUUAAGUACCUAACACUUAUUAUUUACCAAAAAAAUGAUUUCAUAAAUAAUUUUAUUAUAAUA
This is a messenger RNA of Paramecium tetraurelia, 1705 nucleotides long. RefSeq lists its product as uncharacterized. The transcript has 5 exons. Gene Ontology annotation, biological process: UDP-N-acetylglucosamine biosynthetic process. Gene Ontology annotation, molecular function: UDP-N-acetylglucosamine diphosphorylase activity. Lineage: Eukaryota; Ciliophora; Oligohymenophorea; Peniculida; Parameciidae. The record is from RefSeq and is a predicted model, not a curated record.